AUGCCACCGCCACCGCCUCCGCCCCCACCUCCAAUGCCAGGAAUGUCAGGGGGACCACCACCACCCCCACCUCCUCCAGGCGGUUUGCCCAGUAGACCACCUGCUGCUGCUGCUGCUGCCAAGGGCAGAGUGCGAGACAUCACAAAAGGCGCCAAACUCAAGAAGGUCACCCAGGUCAACGAUCGUUCUGCCCCCAUAAUCGGAAAUGAGAAGAAGUCGUCAGGGCCCGCCGCUAUGGGUGCCCCUCCAGUACCGGGAAUGCUAAAAUCAGCAGGAGCUUCUGCUCCUCCGCCUCCUUCGGGCGGUAACAGAGACCGUGCCUCGAGCGACGUGGGAGCCGCACCACCUCAACUAGGAGGCCUUUUCGCGGGCGGUAUGCCCAAGCUGCGCAAGUCUGGCGGAGUCAAGACGGGUGCGGAUGAGGAUUCGUCAUAUUUGGGAGCCUCAGGUGCUCCGUCUCGUCCUGUGUCGUCUGCUCCCAAACCCCCAGGCGCACCUCCUCGUCCCAUGAGUUCUGCUCCGCCGGUCCCACCACCCGCUCCUCCCAUGGCACCACCUCCCAACCCUGCCGUAUCCGCCCUCAGAAACAGCGUGCGACCCACACCACACACCNAGCAGCUCCUCGCCUGCUGCUCCUUCCAAGCCCAAGCCUCCUCCGAUUGGCAAGAAGCCUCCAAUGCCACCUCCGUCUUCGCGCAAACCUUCGGGCAAUAUUCCACCCCUCCGCCCUCUGCUUCCCCAGCUCCUCCGGCCGCUCCUCCAUUGCCUCCUUCUUCUGCUCCCAGACCACCACCGCCUCCUCCUUCAAUCAGCGCGCCACCACCACCUAUGAGCAGUGCCCCAUCCUUGGCCGAGACAGCUGCGCGCAACGCCUUUGGUCGAGCCUCGCCUGCCGCCCCACCACCACCUCCACCUCCAGGCGGUUUCAAUGCUACUCCUCCCAGAUCUCCAGCACCCGCACCACCACCACCGCCGCCUGCAGUCGCGCCUUCACCACCACGACAGUCAUUUGCAGCACCCAGCCCUCCACUAGCAGCGCCAUCUCCACCCCCUUCAGCGGCUCCGACACGGCCUCACGCAGGGUCCAUCUCACGUUCGACUAUGGACGCGUCAUCUUACACAUUAAACGGAGGGUCUCUCAAGUCACCCAGUCUGUCACAAGGACCAAGUGGGGGCAGGAUGNGUGGUGGGCGCAUCACGAUCGAAGAUACGCGAUUCAAGUUUCAGUCGGAUGAUACGCUACCAAAACCACGGGAGUUUUCGGGAGCCACCAAGAUGUACCGAGCGGGUAGAGGCAGUACAGUGCCGCUAGAUCUUGCGGCUUUCGAAUAG
Messenger RNA from Aureobasidium uvarum, 1332 nucleotides. The record is from the annotation of a GenBank genome assembly. Lineage: Eukaryota; Fungi; Ascomycota; Dothideomycetes; Dothideales; Saccotheciaceae.